Diaporthe amygdali is the source of this 2484-nucleotide messenger RNA. RefSeq lists its product as uncharacterized. The record is from RefSeq and is a predicted model, not a curated record. Gene Ontology annotation, biological process: mRNA splicing, via spliceosome; generation of catalytic spliceosome for first transesterification step. NCBI's taxonomy places the organism in Eukaryota, Fungi, Ascomycota, Sordariomycetes, Diaporthales, Diaporthaceae. Gene Ontology annotation, molecular function: protein binding. The transcript has a single exon. Gene Ontology annotation, cellular component: U2-type catalytic step 2 spliceosome; post-mRNA release spliceosomal complex; Prp19 complex. Bases 1 to 2484 code for a protein of 827 amino acids.
AUGCCUGCCAUGCCGUCGACCGCGCUCGUCAGGAAUGGCGUCGCACGCCAGCCUGACAUCACACUUGUCUCUGACGACGAUUUCGUAUACGAACAGGACAUCCAGCGCAAUCCUGGAAGCACGAAACCAUGGCUCUCAUACCUUGAGUUCAAGUUCCAGCACGGUACUGUCCAAGAACAGGCGUUUGUCCUUGAGCGGGCGUGCAUCCAACUUCCACGCUCGUACAAACUGUGGAAAUCCUACCUCAACUUCCGAGUCAAGCAUGUCGCGAAGCUCAACGCCGCUGUCUUCGCCGCCGAAUACCGCAAGGUGAACGCGUUGUUCGAGAGAGCAUUGAUCCUGCUGAACAAGAUGCCGAGGAUAUGGGAAAUGUACCUCAAGUUCUUGAUGCAGCAGCCUCUCGUCACCCUCACGCGACACGCCUUCGAUCGCGCCCUCCGCGCACUACCGAUCACUCAGCACAACAGGAUAUGGGCGCUCUAUCGGCCGUUCGCGAACUCAGCUGGUGGUAUCACAGCAGUCAAGAUUUGGAGGCGGUACAUGCAGGUCCAUCCGGAGGACGCCGAAGACUUUAUCGAGCUUCUCGUACAGGAGGGCUUGUACACGGAGGCAGUCGAAAAGUACAUCCUGAUACUUAACAAUCCGCGUUUCCAGAGCAAACAUGGUAAAGGCAACUACGAGCUGUGGAGUGAGAUGGUUGACUUGAUUGUCGAGCACGCGACCAAGGUCAAGACAGGCCAUGAGACGGGCAUCGACGUCGAACGGAUCAUUCGAAGUGGCAUCGAGCGGUUCUCGGACCAGAGAGGAAAGUUGUGGGUUGGAUUGGCCACGUACUGGAUAAGGAAGGGGAGCUUUGAGCGCGCAAGAGACGUCUUUGAGGAGGGCGUCACGACGGUCAUGACAGUCCGUGAUUUUACCCUUGUCUUUGACUCGUAUGCGGAAUUUGAGGAGUCCAUAAUAGGCGCUCUUAUGGAGGUGGCACAAAACCGAGCAGAGAAAGGGGUUGUUGAUGAGAACGCAGAUUUCGACCUGGAUAUCCGCAUGAUGCGGUUCGAGCACCUGAUGGACCGGCGACCUUUUCUACUCAACGAUGUUUUACUGCGACAGAACCCAAACAACGUCAACGAGUGGGAGAAGCGCGUGGCGCUAUGGGGAGACAAUAAGGAGCAGAUUGUCCAGACCUAUACGGACGCGAUUGCAGCGAUCCAACCAAAGAAAGCUGUCGGCGCCUUCCAUCAAUUAUGGGCAAACUAUGCCAAGUUCUAUGAAAAAGGAGGCGACUUAAGGAACGCCCGCAUUAUCAUGGAAAAGGCUGUCAAGGUACCGUUCAAAUCAGUGGCCGAGCUGGCCGAUAUGUGGAUUGAAUGGGCCGAGAUGGAGCUUCGCAAUGAGAACUUCGAUGAAGCCGUCAAGAUCAUGGCCAAAGCGGUACAGGCGCCGAAACGAUCGACCGUUGACUAUUUUGACGAGACGCUGUCACCGCAGCAGAGAGUGCACAAGAGUUGGAAGCUGUGGAGUUUCUACGUUGAUCUGGUGGAGAGCGUCAGUUCCCUGGAAGAAACGAAAAAGGUUUAUGAGAGGAUAUUUGAGCUUCGGAUCGCAACACCGCAAACGGUCGUCAAUUACGCCAAUCUUCUGGAAGAAAACAAUUACUACGAGGAGUCAUUCAAGAUCUUCGAGCGCGGUCUGGACCUCUUCAGCUAUCCGGUGGCAUUUGAGCUCUGGAACUUGUAUCUCACCAAGGCCGUGGAUCGUCAAAUUGGCAUAGAGCGACUGCGAGAUCUUUUCGAACAGGCCAUCGAGGACUGUCCACCCAAAUUCGCCAAGGUGCUCUACCUGAUGUAUGGAAAUCUGGAAGAGGAAAGGGGCCUGGCACGGCAUGCAAUGCGCAUCUACGAAAGAGCGACAAGAGCUGUCGCCGACGAGGACCGCGCAGACAUGUUCAACUUUUACAUCACCAAGUCUGCGUCCAACUUUGGAUUACCAUCAACGCGACCCAUAUACGAACGGGCCAUUGCGGCCCUGCCGGACAAUGAGGCACGCGACAUGUGUUUGAAGUUUGCAGACAUGGAGAAGCGCCUUGGCGAAAUCGACAGAGCUCGCGCAAUUUAUGGGCACGCGUCUCAGUUCUGCGACCCCCGCACCAACCCCGAGUUUUGGACCAAGUGGGAGCAGUUCGAGGUACAGCACGGCAACGAUGACACGUACAAGGAGAUGCGGAGGAUCAAGCGCAGUGUCCAGGCGCAGUACAACACCGACGUCAACUUCAUCGCCUCUCAAGCCAUCGCCCGCCAGGCUCAAGCACAAGCUCAAGGCGAUGGCGAGGCAGACCAGGAGGUUCUGGACGCGAUGGCGGCGCUGGAAAAGCAGGCUCAGGCGCCUGUUGGAUUUGUGGCUGCCACAGACAACCCACGGGGUGCACCGGAACCGCAAGGUGUUGCUGCGAACCCGGACGCGAUUGAUAUUGAUGACAUGGAUGAAUGA